AGGAUUUCGCGGACUUUCUAGUUGUUUUUUUUUUUGUGGGAGAACAAAAACCUUCGUUUAAUUAUAUAUAAGUAAGAUAAAAUGUUUAACCGAGCUAGGAAUAUUAAUUUCAAAACUCUCUGUAGGCCAAUAGUUUGCGUUCCAAAACACAAACCCCCGGAUCAUAAGGACAUUCAAAUAUUGAGGGAGUUCCUCACAAAACACGAAAAAGUUUUAAUUCUAACUGGUGCAGGAAUAUCUACAGAAUCUGGUAUACCAGAUUAUAGAUCUGAAGAAGUUGGUCUCUAUGCUCGCAGUAAUCACAAACCAAUUCAAUAUCAAGAAUUUGUGAAAUAUCCCAAAGCAAGGCAAAGGUAUUGGGCAAGGAACUUUGUAGGUUGGCCUCGAUUUAGUAGCAUACAGCCAAAUGCUACACAUUUUUCUAUUACAAAGAUGCAAAAGGCAGGUAAAGUAACAGCAAUUGUAACUCAAAAUGUUGACCGUCUUCACCACAAAGCUGGGUCGUCUAAUGUAAUAGAGUUGCACGGAACAGGCUAUAUAGUGAAAUGCUUGAAAUGCCCCUACAAAGUCUCUAGGGAUGAAUUGCAAGAAGUCCUUUUGGAAAAUAACCUAAAUAUGAAAAGCAACUUUGGAAUGAUUCGGCCAGAUGGAGAUGUUGAUUUGACAAAGGAACAAGAAGACAACUUCAAAAGCCCAUUAUGUCCUAACUGUGAGAGCCCUCUGAAACCUGACAUUAUAUUCUUUGGAGACAAUGUUCCCAAACAAAGGGUAGAGCAGGUGAGAAAAGAAGUAUCUUCUAGCGAUGCAGUCUUCGUGCUAGGGACAAGUCUCACAGUGUAUUCAAGCUAUAGGAUAAUUCUACAAGCCAAAGAAGAAAAAAAGCAUAUAGCUGUGUUAAAUAUAGGAUCUACAAGAGCCGAUGACAUUGUGGAUAUUAAAGUAUCUGCAAAAUGUGGAGACAUUUUACCAGACUUAUGCAAUUCUUUAUGAUUAUUUUUAUAGAUUUAUUUUAGUGAAAUUGUGUUUUAACUACCCCAUAAUAUUUUUGUUUGUUUUGAUUUGUUAUAAAAAUAAAAAAAACAUA
Amyelois transitella is the source of this 1084-nucleotide messenger RNA. It is a transcript of the gene Sirt4, whose product is annotated as NAD-dependent protein deacylase Sirt4. Lineage: Eukaryota; Metazoa; Arthropoda; Insecta; Lepidoptera; Pyralidae. The transcript is spliced from 4 exons. The coding region runs from base 82 to 990 and encodes 302 amino acids. Gene Ontology annotation, molecular function: NAD-dependent protein lysine deacetylase activity; NAD+ binding. The record is from RefSeq and is a predicted model, not a curated record.